AUGGGAUUAAGGGCUAAGACGCGCCGCGUCAGGGAAGUUGGCAAGCCGCGCGAACGCGUCUUGCGUGACGUGGUGAGAUUGUCCGCGAGCCCUGCGCACCCGCCGCUUUUAGUACCCACCGGCAAGGUUCGAGGAUAUGCCCGUGUCAUGGAUUACCAAUGCGUCGUCGUGUACACGGUUAUCAACAUCGCACCGCCACGACUCGCAACGCAAGCAGCCGGCCUCUCCAAUGGCUGUAUUGCCUGGUUCAAAAAUAAGCUCAAAAGAGCGGUAGCAGUUUAUCUUCAAUCUCUUAAACUAACGCCGGGCAAUGCAAUUAUAUACGGAAAUUUGGCUUGUCUUUACUACAAACAGGGUCGAAUAGACCUUGCUAUAGACACAUAUAAAAGAGCAAUUGAACUACAACCAAAUUUUCCUGACGCUUACUGUAAUCUCGGUAAUGCACUAAAAGAGAAAGGCCUUGUCGCUGAAGCAGAGGAUUGUUACAAUUCAGCUUUACGUCUAUGUCCGACUCACGUUGAUACUCUGAAUAAUCUUGGUAAUGUUAAAAGGGAGCAAGGCAAGAUUAAUGAAGCUAUGGUUUUAUACAUGAGAGCAUUAGAAGUUUUUCCUAAUUUUGCAGCAACGCACAGUAAUGUGGCAUCUUUACUGCAACAACAAGGGAAACUUCACGAAGCGUUAAUACAUUAUAGACAAGCUAUAAAUAUUCAACCAGAAUUUGCUGAUGCUUAUAGCAAUAUGGGAAACACUUUACGAGAGUUACAGGAUGUGACUGGUGCCUUAUUAUGUUUUAAGAAAGCUAUUGAUUUGAAUCCAAUGUUCGCUGACGCUCAUUGCAAUUUAGCGAGUAUUCAAAAGGAUAUAGGUAAUUUAUCGGAAGCUAUUACAAGUUAUGAAAACGCUUUAAGAAUAAAUCCCGAUUUUCCUGACGCUUACUGUAAUUUAGCACAUUGCUUUCAAACCAUAUGUAACUGGGAGGGGUACGACAAACGAAUGCAAAAUAUUGUAAGAAUCGUUGAAGAUCAACUCCAUUCAGAUAAAUUAUGUUCCGUACAUCCUCAUCAUUCCAUCCUGUAUCCAUUGUCAAAUAAAGCAAGAAGAGAAAUUGCUUCACGACAUGCAAAUCUAUACACGGAAAAAGUAAAUACUUUAAGCAAAGUUAGUUUCCAAUACAGCUUAACUGAUAAAGGCAGACUGCGUAUAGGUUAUGUAAGUAGUGAUUUUGGUAAUCAUCCUACAUCACAUUUAAUGCAAGCUAUACCGGGACUCCAUGAUCAUUCUAAAUUUGAAAUAUUUUGCUACGCUCUAAAUCCAGACGAUGGAACCACAUUCCGUAAAAAGAUUAUUAAAGAAUCAGAACACUUCAUUGAUCUAUCACUAGUAACAUGUAGUAUGGAAGCAGCAAGAAAAAUUAAUAGUGAUAAUAUUCACAUUUUAAUAAAUAUGAAUGGAUAUACAAAGGGGGGCCAGAAAUGA
Messenger RNA from Parnassius apollo (apollo), 1476 nucleotides. The record is from the annotation of a GenBank genome assembly. Lineage: Eukaryota; Metazoa; Arthropoda; Insecta; Lepidoptera; Papilionidae.